This is a messenger RNA of Dryobates pubescens (Downy woodpecker), 3301 nucleotides long. It is a transcript of the gene KCNS2, whose product is annotated as potassium voltage-gated channel modifier subfamily S member 2. Bases 133 to 1566 code for a protein of 477 amino acids. Gene Ontology annotation, biological process: potassium ion transmembrane transport; regulation of delayed rectifier potassium channel activity; protein homooligomerization. The transcript has 2 exons. Gene Ontology annotation, molecular function: voltage-gated potassium channel activity; protein binding. Lineage: Eukaryota; Metazoa; Chordata; Aves; Piciformes; Picidae. The record is from RefSeq and is a predicted model, not a curated record. Gene Ontology annotation, cellular component: membrane; voltage-gated potassium channel complex.
GAGCCCUGGCGGCUCCCGCGGGCGGCGGCGAUGGCGGGCAGGGGCCGGGGGCAGCAGGGCGCGCCGGCGGGGCCCCGCGGCCGCUGAGCGAGCAGGUUUCCAGUCCCUGUACACCUCUGGAAGGAGCUCACUAUGACAGGGCAGAGUCUGAAGGCUUUAUCUGAAGGAAAUUUCGAAGACAAUGAGAUCAGCAUCAACGUUGGAGGCUUUAAGAAAAAGAUGAGAUCCAACACGUUGUUAAGGUUCCCCGAGACCAGGCUGGGGAAGCUGCUGAGCUGCCACUCAAAGGAGUCGAUCCUGGAGCUCUGCGACGACUAUGAUGACACCAAGAAUGAAUUCUAUUUUGACAGGAAUCCCGAGCUCUUUCCCUACGUGCUACAUUUUUACAACACUGGCAAGCUCCACGUCAUGGGUGAGCUCUGCGUGUUUUCCUUCAGCCAGGAGAUCGAGUACUGGGGAAUCAAUGAAUUCUUCAUAGACUCCUGCUGCAGUUACAGCUACCAUGGGAGGAAAAUGGAACCAGACCAAGAGAAAUGGGAGGAACAAAGCGACCAGGAAAGCACCACAUCUUCUUUUGAUGAGAUUUUGGCAUUCUACAACGAUGCCUCUAAAUUUGACAAACAACCCUUUGGAAACAUCAGGAGGCAGCUCUGGCUUGCUUUGGAUAACCCUGGGUACUCGGUCUUGAGUCGAAUCUUCAGCGUGCUUUCCAUAGUGGUGGUGCUGGGCUCCAUCGUGACCAUGUGCCUGAACAGCCUCCCAGACUUUCAGCUUGUUGACAGCAGUGGGACCCCCGAGGAAGACCCUCGCUUUGAAAUCGUGGAGCACUUUGGUAUUGCAUGGUUCACUUUUGAACUGGUGGCGAGAUUUGCAGUAGCUCCUGACUUUCUGAAGUUUUUCAAGCAUGCCCUUAAUCUGAUCGACCUAAUGUCUAUCCUCCCAUUUUAUAUUACCUUGAUUGUCAACUUGGUGGUGGAAAGCAGCCCCACUUUAGCAAAUUUAGGCAGGGUUGCACAAGUCCUGAGACUCAUGAGGAUCUUUCGCAUCUUAAAGCUUGCUAGACACUCCACGGGUCUUAGGUCUCUCGGAGCCACCCUGAAGUAUAGUUACAGAGAGGUGGGGCUUCUUUUGCUUUACCUCUCUGUUGGCAUCUCCAUUUUCUCAGUAGUGGCUUACACCAUUGAGAAAGAAGAGAACGAGGGGCUGGCCACCAUCCCCGCCUGCUGGUGGUGGGCUACCGUUAGCAUGACCACAGUUGGCUACGGGGACGUGGUGCCGGGGAGCACAGCUGGCAAGCUGACGGCAUCCGCAUGCAUCCUAGCCGGUAUCCUGGUGGUUGUGCUUCCCAUCACACUCAUCUUCAACAAAUUCUCCCACUUCUACAGGCGCCAGAAGCAGUUAGAGAGCGCCAUGAGGAGCUGUGAUUUUGGUGAUGGCAUGAAAGAAGUUCCAUCAGUCAACUUGAGGGACUACUAUGCUUAUAAAGUUAAAUCUCUCAUGGCCAGUCUUACCAAUAUGAGCAGGAGUAGCCCCAGUGAGCUGAGCCUGAAUGAUUCACUGCAUUAGUGUUUGACAGCAGUUUGCAUGAGAGCUAUCAAGAGCUGUGCUGAUAAAUGUUCUCCUCUCUGUCUUUCUCCUUUUUCUUUUUUCCUAGAGGGUAGUGUUGCUGACACAACUUUGCACUUGAGACAGUAAAGACAUUUCUAUGAUGAUUUGACAGUUUGCACUUUGUCACCCUGCCGCGUAGGUCCUAAGUGCUGACUUUUCCAUACAGAUGCUACUGCUGCCACGACCUUAGCAGGGCAGUGAGCUGUUACUUUGUGCAUUUCCUCAUCUAAGCAGAGAAAUGAAUGUACCCAAGUGGAAUAAAAGCUCUCAGCUGUGACACGGGUCAUGAACAAACCACCUGUCACCUAUGCUGGUAUCUGCACUGGUGUGGGACUCCCCGUGCAUGUUUCAAACAGUCACCUGUGAAUCACUGGCACAGGAGCACUCCUCCCCACCUUCCUGACUGGUAAUUCUGAUCCUCACAUGUCUGAAAGCACCUCUGAGCUUCACAUUUCAGUGGAAGUUUGCUUACUCUGGAGCAUGUGUGUUAAAAUCUGGGUGUCCUUGUUCUGAAACGUUACGUGUGGUAUUUUUCAGAAGCUCCUAAACCUACCUCUGCUUGAAAGAUCAGGUCUGAGCCCUCUGAAGAGCCCACCUCUCAUUCUCAUAUAGCUACAUGCUCAAAGACCACAUUUCCACAGGUGACUGUAGGUAUGAAGGCCCCAAAAGACAUCUCAGCUUUCCAUUUCUAGAAGUGACCUGCACAGAGCUGGCUUUCCAGUGAAGCUGGAGAUGUGCUGUAUUUCAGUCCAUCAAGAUGGUUCUGAGCUCAGGCUCACAAACCCGUGGGCUUUCCACACUUAGAAGCUCCAAUGAGAAGCUUGGCUUUGUUUAAUGAAGCAAAAUAUUCCCACACCAACAGUGCAGGCAGCGUUUUAGGAACUGACAUUCGUGUGCUGCAAAAAGACUAAUUAUAAAGAUGCCAUAUGUGGUGCUGAGAUAUCCAAUCUAAUUUUAACAGGAAAGCUUGAAAGCAGGUGCUGAUGGCAGACAAGUCCAUUAAGCUUUCUGCCAAGGGAUCUCUAAGGAAAAAAAAAAGAAAACAAACCCCUGUAAGUCACACUGUCCCUCAGAGAGGGACUUGCAGCUGAGGCAGAGUGUAAGGGCCUGAGAAAGGAACUGAUGAAGAGCUUCACACUGCGCUGACUGUGGGCAGAUCCUCCCACCUGCUCCUGGGGCAGAGCUGGAUAAAUCCUUGUGCUGGCCUCCAUUUCUCUACUUACUUUGUUUGUGGGGUUUUUGUUUGUUUGUUCAUUUUCCUGAGGGUUUCUUGGGUUUUCAAGAGUAACCUUAAAUCUGCAUAAGCUUUGGGUUUUUGACUGUUCAGUCUGAACAGAACGCUGCUGAGCGUUCAGUCUGGAGAAGGGGAGGCUGAGAGAGACCUCAUUGCCUUAAGGGAGCUUGGAGCGAGGAGGGGGCAGCCUCUUGUCCUUGGUGGCAAGAGACAGGAGCAGAGGAAAUGGUUCCAAGCUGCACCUGGGGAGAUUCAGGCUGGAUGUUAGGAAAUAUUUCUGCACUGGAAGGGUUCUCAAACGUUGGAACAGGCUGCCCAGGGCAGUGCUGGAAUCACCAUCCCUGGGGCUGUUCAAGCACUGUGUGGACCUGGUGCUUAGGGACAUGGUUUAGUGGUGACCCUGCAGUGCUGGGUGGACUAGAUGAUAUUGAAAGUCUCUUCCAGCCAGAGAGACUCUGU